AUGCACUCAGCUAAAUGUGACCCUUUACCGACAGGGUUUCGACCUGGACGUCUCGUUAUUGUUGGUUCAGGUAUAAAAGGAAUAUCUCAACUCACCCUCGAGGCAGUUGUACAUAUUGAAGAGGCGGACAAAGUCUUCUACUGCAUUUCAGACCCUGCUACUGAGCUUUCUAUCAAGCAUCACAAUAAAUGUUCCAUUGAUCUUUACGUUCCCUACGAUGAUGACAAACCGCGACAUCGGACCUAUGUCCAAAUGGCCGAGGUCAUCCUUCGAGAAGUCCGAAAAGGGUAUAACGUGGUUGGUGUAUUUUACGGCCAUCCUGGUGUUUUUGUUAAUCCCGCACACAGAGCCAUUGAUAUUGCCGCAAGCGAGGUGUAUGAGGCUACUAUACUACCUGGCGUGUCAGCCGAGGAUUGCCUUUUCGCGGACUCUGGCAUCGACCCCUCAAACCCUGGUUGCCAGACAUUGGAGGUAACAAAUUUUCUCGUAACAAACCAGCCACUUGCAACACACUGUCACGUCAUCUUGUUUCAAGUGGGGGCCAUUGGCGAGAGUGGUUUUAAUUUCAAUGGGUUCAAAAAUACACAAUUUCCCUUUCUUGUACAGCGCUUGAUUAAGGAUUAUGGCGACGAGCACAAAAUCAUUCAUUAUGUCGCCCCUCAAUUUGCUUUGCUGCCCCUACAAUCGAAAGAUACAAGCUCAGGGACUUCCAAGAUGAGGAAAUUGCCAAACGUGUGA
Penicillium cataractarum is the source of this 738-nucleotide messenger RNA. RefSeq lists its product as uncharacterized. Gene Ontology annotation, molecular function: methyltransferase activity. The record is from RefSeq and is a predicted model, not a curated record. Bases 1 to 738 code for a protein of 245 amino acids. NCBI's taxonomy places the organism in Eukaryota, Fungi, Ascomycota, Eurotiomycetes, Eurotiales, Aspergillaceae. The transcript has a single exon.